AUGUUUGAGUCGGAUGGCGAGGAGGAAAUGACUCUUAAAAAGCGAGAGCCAAGUGAGAAAAGCAUUGGACCUGCCGACGAAGAACCCGAGGGUGUCGAAAACCCGAUGCUCCUACCUCAAACUCUAGAUACAGGUGCUGAACAUGCUGCACCAAUGCCAAGCUCAGAAAAAGUAGAUUUGGAUACGGAGUGGAUGAGCUUCAUAUUCGGCGAAGAUGUCGACGGCGAUGAAGACGUUGCCUUCCAGGAAUCGCUUAAAGAAGCUGCACGAGACUUACGGCCAUCAAGCAGCUCCGGUAGCGACCACUACCAACCUUCUGUGGCUCCCAUCUCGGACCUUGACUCCAAAGAACUUGCAACUCACGAAAUGCACCAACGCCGAGAUAGGGAUGUUAUAAUCCCGUCAUCGCCAAGAUAUUCUCCAAAAGCCGGCCAGACAGACAUGACUAUCCGCAGAGAUCUUGUAGACUGUAUACCAGAGUACAGCCACUACCAAUCCACUGACACAGAUAUUGCAGGCUCUAUCAUAGCAGAAGACUCGGACUCAGUCAAACCACGAGCCGGAACAGAGUCUCUAGCAUCUGAAGUUGCCCCAACACUGAUUAUGGACUCUAUGUCGAUGAUUGCACAACCAUCUGACUCUGAGUUAAGCGAAAACGUGGGUCAAAGGUUUGCCAAGCCCAAAACCUUUGUUGGGAGACUAGCUAGCUCAUCAAGCCGAGACCCUGGACCAGUCUUGCCCCUGAGCGUACACAACAUUUCCAAGAAAAGGGGUAGACCCAAGGGCAGACCGAGAAAGAAGAAGGCCAAGGAUGGACGUGCUAAUAUCAGAGGGCUGCCUGACUAUGACGGCGAUCCAAUUGAAGGCGGAUCAGAUGAGUAG
Molecule: messenger RNA, 882 nt
Organism: Colletotrichum godetiae
Lineage: Eukaryota; Fungi; Ascomycota; Sordariomycetes; Glomerellales; Glomerellaceae
Exons: 1
Coding region: 1-882 (293 amino acids)
Source: RefSeq, a predicted model, not a curated record